Messenger RNA from Fraxinus pennsylvanica, 1944 nucleotides. The record is from the annotation of a GenBank genome assembly. Lineage: Eukaryota; Viridiplantae; Streptophyta; Magnoliopsida; Lamiales; Oleaceae.
AUGCCGAGAAGAUCUGUGGAAGAUAUCGCCUGUUUACAAUGGCAAGUGCGCUUGCAAAGCUUCAGAAUCACGCGCCCUUGGACUCAACUCGCUUAUAAUUAUACGGAAAAGUACCAGAUUUGCCUAAAAGACAGGAGAUCUUCUUCUUUCAUUUAUUCAACUCUUUUGGUCUUUCUUUUAUCCACUGGAAUAAUAUCCUCCCAAGAAUUCUCUGAGAUCUCUCGUUUGGAAAGGAUGUCUCCUACCUUGGAUGCUCAUCAAAAUGAAACAUUAAAACAUCACGACUCCGGUUCGUCAUUGUUUGAAAUUGAAGACACUAAUUUGUCUAGAUUACUGGACAAACCUAGACCUCUUAGUAUAGAAAGGAAGAGAUCAUUUGAUGAGAGAUCCUUCAGUGAAAUGUCAAUUUCAUCCCCACCCCGCCAGUUUUAUAGAAAUAGUGAGAACUCAUCGCGUGUUUUUGACAAUUUUGGAAGUCUUUAUUCUUCGGGCAGGUCUAGUGUUGGUACUCCUAGAUCAGUUACUUGUGUGGAGUCACAUCCUAUAUUUGCCGAAGCUUGGGUGUUUUUGCAGCGGUCAAUAGUCCAUUUUCGUGGGCAACCAGUGGGGACUAUUGCUGCAUUGGAUCAUUCUGCUGAAGAACUUAAUUAUGACCAGGUCUUUGUCAGAGAUUUUGUCCCUAGUGCUCUGGCUUUCUUGAUGAACGGUGAACCCGCAAUCGUUAAGAAUUUUCUACUCAAAACCCUGCGGCUCCAAUCAUGGGAGAAAAAGGUAGACCAAUUCACUUUAGGGGCAGGGGUGAUGCCAGCAAGCUUUAAAGUGCUUCAUGACCCCGUUAAGAACUACGAAACUAUAAUUGCAGAUUUUGGAGAAUGUGCUAUUGGUCGAGUGGCUCCUAUUGAUUCGGGUUUUUGGUGGAUUAUUUUGUUGCGUGCAUAUACUAAGUCUACCGGGGACACUACUUUGGCCGAAUUACCCGAAUGCCAAAGGGGCAUUAGACUUAUCUUGAAUUUAUGUCUGUCAGAAGGCUUCGAUACAUUCCCAACCUUAUUGUGCGCUGAUGGAUGCUGCAUGAUUGAUCGGAGAAUGGGUGUUUAUGGGUAUCCAAUUGAGAUACAAGCACUGUUCUUUAUGUCCUUGAGAUGUGCUUUAAAUCUACUUAAGAAUGAUGACGAGGGCAAGGAGUGUGCAGAUAGAAUUUCUAAACGCCUACAUGCUCUAAGCUAUCACAUGCGAAGUUACUUUUGGCUCGAUAUUAAACAACUUAAUGACAUAUAUCGUUACAAGACAGAGGAGUACUCACAUACUGCAGUGAACAAAUUCAAUGUAAUGCCUGAUUCCCUCCCUGAUUGGGUAUUUGAUUUUAUGCCAACUCGUGGUGGUUAUUUUAUCGGUAAUGUAAGUCCUGCAAAAAUGGAUUUCCGUUGGUUUUGCUUGGGUAACUGCAUUGCAAUUUUAUCAUCUUUGGCAACUCCCGAGCAAGCUUCAGCCAUAAUGGAUCUUAUUGAAUCGCGUUGGGAUGAGCUUGUUGGAGAAAUGCCACUCAAGAUUUGUUAUCCAGCCAUGGAAAGUCAUGAAUGGCGUAUAGUAACAGGCUGUGAUCCAAAGAACACAGGCUGGAGUUACCACAACGGUGGUUCGUGGCCAGUCCUUUUAUGGCUCCUGACUGCAGCCUGCAUCAAGUCUGGACGACCCCAAUUAGCGAGACGUGCCACUGAACUUGCUGAAGCACGUUUGUUGAAAGAUCAUUGGCCAGAAUACUACGAUGGAAAGCACGGACGAUACAUCGGUAAGCAGGCACGUAAGAACCAGACAUGGUCCAUUGCUGGUUAUUUGGUGGCUAAGAUGAUGCUUGAAGAUCCCUCCCAUUUGGGCAUGAUAUCACUUGAGGAAGACAAACAGAUGAAGCCCCAAAUGAAAAGAUCUGCCUCGUGGACGUGUUGA